AUGUCUGAGGUUGUAGAGCAACUUAAGGUGAUUCAGGCAGAGUUCAGUGACAUAUCUAGAACAGUAAAAUCUGAAACAGUUUGUGAUGUUCAAGUGGGUUCCAGCUGUGUAUUAUCACGAACUAAUGCUCCAACGCUCAACGAUGAUGUAGUGGUGGGUUUCAAUGAUGUGGAAGAAAAGAUCAUUGAUGGCCUUACCAGAGGGAUGACGGAGCGUGAUGUAAUUUCAAUUGUUGGCAUGCCUGGACUUGGCAAGACGACUCUUGCAAAGAAAGUGUUCAAUGAUGAAAAGGUUCUCAAUUACUUUGACAAACAUGCAUGGUGUUAUGUUUCUGAAGUAUAUAAAAGGAAAGAAUUGCUCUUGGAGAUUUUAUCCCAAGUUCUCGAGGAUGUUGAUGAAGCGACUAAAAUGAAGGAUGAUGCGGAUUUAGUCGAACUGUUGUAUAGAAAGUUAAAGGGGAAGAGGUACCUAAUUGUUUUAGACGAUCUUUGGGAUGUCAAGGCUUGGGAUGACUUGCAGAGGUCGUUUACAGACGAUGAUAAUGGUAGUAGAAUACUGGUCACAAGUCGGCGGCAACAUUUGGCUUCACAGGUUGAAUCUGAUACGAAACCUGAUAAUUAUCCUACUCCUCUUCGUUUUUCACUGUUGAAGAAAGCUGGGAGUUAUUACAAAAAAAGGUUUUUGCAACAGAUUAUUGUCCCAAAUCUGAAGGAACCUGGAAUAUAUGCGAAUUGCAAGAAGUUGUCUUGGACUUCCUCUUGCUGUUACACUGGUAGCUGGGAUUCUGGUUUUGUUUCAAAAACAGAAGGCAAGAGCUUUGAGGAUGUAGCAGAGGACUACUUAACAGACUUGAUAGGAAGAAGCCUGGUCGUGGCUACCAAAAAGAGAACAAAUGGCUCCGUUAAAGUCUGCCAUGUUCAUGAUCUGUUGCGUGAAUAUUGCAAGAGAAAAGCUGAAGAAAAUAACUUUUUUGAGCUUCUAUAUAAAAAGGAUAAACGCACUUACCGUGAUAAUUUAGAUGAUAUUUUGGAGUCUACAUACUCUAUUUCCUGA
Molecule: messenger RNA, 1053 nt
Organism: Capsicum annuum
Lineage: Eukaryota; Viridiplantae; Streptophyta; Magnoliopsida; Solanales; Solanaceae
Product: putative late blight resistance protein homolog R1B-16
Exons: 2
Coding region: 1-1053 (350 amino acids)
Biological process (GO): defense response to other organism
Molecular function (GO): ADP binding
Source: RefSeq, a predicted model, not a curated record